Sycon ciliatum is the source of this 1802-nucleotide messenger RNA. RefSeq names its product peptide methionine sulfoxide reductase-like. The record is from RefSeq and is a predicted model, not a curated record. Lineage: Eukaryota; Metazoa; Porifera; Calcarea; Leucosolenida; Sycettidae. The annotation marks the transcript as partial. The transcript has a single exon. Gene Ontology annotation, molecular function: peptide-methionine (S)-S-oxide reductase activity.
CCCGAGGCGCAGUUCGGCUGCACGCAAGGUGUGCUGCGCACACGCGUGGGCUUUGCUGCGUCGACUGAGGCCAUCGAGGUGGUUUUCGACCCGAGGCGCGGCAGUUACGAGGAGCUGCUCCAGAUUUACUGGCAGCACACCAUGCAGGGAGUGGUGAUCUUCAAUGAAAAGCAGAAGUUGCUGGCGGAGGAGAGCAAGAAGCAGCACCCAGGCCGUGCUAUGUACAUCAGUAAGGACACGUCGUUCACGCCAGCUGGUACAGCACACCAGAAGUACAUCCUGCAGAGAAACAAGGACGUAUUCAGUGCCCUGAAGCUGACGACAGAGGAGCAGAUCAUGAACUCCACGCCCGCUGCUCGCCUCAACGGAUUUGUUGCAGGAUUUGGCUGUGUGGCGCAGCUGGACAAGGAGUGGAAGAUGUUUGGAAUCAGUGACGAAGCCGUGUACAAACGUGUGCGACAACUGUGUGGACGUCGGCGACGUUAGACAGUAUUGUCGGCAACCAGUAGGCAAUCUGUGUGUGCAUGUGUGUGUCUAUGUGUGUGUUCGUGUGUGUGUUCGUGUGUGUGUGUGUGUUCGUGUGUGUGUGCACGCGUGCUCGUGAGGCGGACAGUGACGUAAUACGUUUGCACUUGCACGUACGCGUAUUCACUGCGCUUUUUCUUUACAAGGCUUGGGGUGUGACGAUGGCAGAGUGCUUACCUGUGUCCUGUACCGCCAAUCCAGUAGUGAUUGUAACUGUGAGAUGUGUGAUGUCUCCGCUCCAAAUCUGUUAUCAAGCAAGCAGACGAGAGGGGACGGAAUGUAUGCACAAGCAUACCGCCACAGCACAAUCGACCACUUGACAUGGCUUAGUCCAGGACAUUGUCUCACAGCCUGGCACAUAGCUUGCUAGAAGAUCUCCUGCACUAAUGGCACAAAGUGACGAGUUCUGUUCGUCAUGUUUUAUCGUUGGAACCUUGUCUAGUAGCCCCGAGCCGAUUAAUAUUUCCACACUGUCUUUGUCUCUCUCUGUCUGUCUGUUUGUCUCUCUCUCUCUCUCUCUCUCUCUCUCUCUCUCUCUCUCUCUCUCUCUCUCUCUCUCUCUCUCUCUCUCUCUCUCUGUCUCUCUGUCUGUCUGCCUCUCUCUCUCUCUCUCUCUCUCUCUCUCUCUCUCUCUCUCUCUCUCUCUCUCUCUCUCUCUCUCUCCAUUUCAUGCCACUUAUCUGAAGCAGUCUAUCAAGUAUUUGUUGUUCUAAAUUUGAAACCUUCUUUGAAACUACUGGUUACACGGCAUGAACACGGGUUUGUAUUUAGACCUAGAAAGCUAUUUGAGUUUUUGUAUCGCACUGUACUCUGUGCCCAGCACACAGUUCCCCAGUGCCUGAUGAAUUCACUGGCCAACUACAAUGCGCACUGAACAGCAAGUGAUAUCAUUACUAGUCUUGUAAACCUCUGGCCCUCUCUAUUUUGAUAUUAUAAUUAUGCACAAUUUCAAGGGUGCGCGCAUGUAUGCCUGCAAGAUCACGUAUCAACAUUUAUUUGGAUGUGUGAACUUGCGUGGAUGCACGCACGCACACCCUUCUUUACUUUCAUCUAUCAAGUUUUUUAAUUUUUUAGCGUUCCGGCCUGCUGUAGAUUUUUUAAAUAUUUCACUUGAAUCUUCAGAACUGGCUGUUUGCCGCCGUAUAUACAGCAUUUUGUCUUGUUUUUGUAUCUAAAACAUUCUCUAUAUUUUACAAAUAUCCUUUCGAUCUGAAUCGUGCCCGUCGCGUGCUGACCUGCGCCUCCAUCACCUGUAUACAAGUUUACACUCAUUUUGA